AUGCCAAGGCGUUUGGCGUGCAAAACUGGACCAAUUGAAGAAGAGGAAGUGCUGUCAUUGUUGGAGCUCGAGACACAACCAACAGCUCUUGGCGCAGGUGUGCAUGGGGGCUGGGUUGUUGAUGGAUCCGAGCCCAGCGUUGAAUAUUGGCAGGAUGCACCAGGUGCUGAAACCUCAGGCACGUUCUCGCUGCGAAGCUUUUGGGUGCUUCCCAGUAUCACGCCAGCUGUUGCUACCAAGCUUCUUUACGAUGUUGCUUACAGGAAGAAGUGGGACAACACUGUCGAGAUGCGGGAAGACCCGUCAGAUGACGGGGCCUUCAAGCACCAUGGCAACGACAUUGUGCGCUUCCGGACAAGUUCCAAGUUUGGAGCUUUGCCUUCCUGCUACAUGUUGCAUGGUCGCCUCAAGAAGAGCCCUUGUGGCACUGCCUACUCAGCUUGGGUCUCGCGAGACGCAGACGAGGUGUUGGCGGAGAAGUCGCAAGGAUUCCGCCUGGAGAGGGUAGUGGUGGGACAUGUUGUGCGAAGCCAGGAGGAUGGCUGCCGUAUCUUUACCUAUGUUCAGAUGGAGGCAACACCUGUCCUGAAAGCGUUGGGGCCAGAGCUUGCUCCAGGACUUCUUCGAGGAUGGUGCAGCAAAUUUUCCCGAGCCUGCCGGGCAGAACUUGCAGAGGAAGCAUGCGCCAAGGAAGUCAUGAAGAAACCAGGUCAAUCGGAUGAUCGCCAUGUUCCUGAGUUUUUCGACAUGUCAGCUGGGGAUGAGACAGGCUCCCUGGCAAACUCCGAACCCGUUCCUGAGGCCACUUCCCACUCUGCAGGGCUGGACUUUCUGGGCGUCGUCGACAACAAGAAGCUGGUGCCAGCUGUCUCGGCUUUCAGACGCCUGCUGAGGAAGUCGGCAAAGAGUGCAGCCCGGAGGCCUGAGGCCGGCGGUGCGCCAGGAGGUGGCUCUUUCAUGGAGCUGCCUGAGGAGCCUUCCGAAAGCGGCAGGCGAAGGCGCUCCAGCGCACUUCGGGAGAGGAAUCGUGAACGCCAAAGAGGCUCUAUGGAAGCUGUGGCGGAGCGACUGGGGCAAGCUGUGCGGCUGAGGAGCCAACACGGCCGCGACUCCGGGCUAGAGGUCGUCUUGGAAGAGGAGGACGAUGGAAGCAAGGCGAAGUGUCCUCCCAGUGAGGCUGAGAAGCAGCUCCACGCAGCGAACCCUGGCAAGCCAAGCGAUGUCACCGCCUCCCGUGACAGCGCCGUUCGUAUUGACAGCUCGGCUUCAUCAGCACAGCCGCGAAAGCGGUUUUCUUUGCCACUGCCUGUGCGGAGAAGGAGGUCUUCCGGCAGCGUUUCCGGCAGCGUGCGCUCGGCUGGAACUACGGACUCAGAGGACAGCAUGUCUUCAGCCGGCAUUGCUGGAGUUCCCAACGACGAGGACAUGACCCGUCGCAGCGCCGAUGCUGUUCUGGACUCGUUCUUCGACAGGGCGCGUGCGCCAUUUUGUCGGGAAGGCUCCUCCGCGCUCUCCACGACCACGGCCUCGUCGGUUUCUUCCCGUCCCUCCAGUCCGUGCUUGGGCUCUCCAGCGGCUUCUUUGCCAGGUGAUGAUGGUGAGUCCAACAAGGUUGCAAAGCCAACCUUGGCAGGUGCCGCAUGGGUCUUGACCCAACUCUGCAAGGAGACGACGCACGUGCCGGAUGCCGCUCUGCCAUCCGAGCCUUCGAGCGUUUCUUCCAACAACCAGGUGGCGACGAGACUGCACAGAGGAUCGUUAAUGUCUGCAGAGGCCUUCAAGUUCUGCUUCCCCCAGGACAUUUGCGGUGUCCCGCUGGAGUCGAAGGCGGCUUUCAAGGAUCCUGGAUGGAAGCGCUCCUCCAAUCGAAAUCGCCGAAGAGCCACUGCUGCUUGA
Messenger RNA from Symbiodinium natans, 1896 nucleotides. The record is from the annotation of a GenBank genome assembly. Lineage: Eukaryota; Dinophyceae; Suessiales; Symbiodiniaceae.